GGGUCCCGCAUCGGCCGUUAAUCCGCCCUUUUUCGCUUUUCUCCUUCCCCUUGUAUCAGAUGCCUAACCACCAUUUCUGUCCUCGCUCUUUGAUCUGAGUUUCUUGUCCGUUCAUGCAUGGUAGAUUCGGCUGCUUACGUGCGCAAUACGAAUCCGAGACUCUUCGCGUCGAUCUGUUUGAGGAGAGGAGGAGCCUUUUGGGAUUCGUGAUCUGGAAUAUUAUCUACGUAUAUCAAAUGUCUAAUUUGCAAGGAGAUUACAACCAAAAGAUCGAUUAUGUCUUCAAAGUGGUGUUGAUCGGUGAUUCGGCGGUUGGGAAAACUCAGCUGCUGGCUCGGUUCGCUAGGAACGAGUUCAGCGUCGACUCUAAAGCCACCAUCGGUGUCGAGUUCCAGACUAAAACGCUCGUCAUCGAUAACAAAACCGUCAAAGCUCAGAUUUGGGAUACCGCUGGCCAAGAAAGAUACCGGGCGGUGACAAGCGCAUACUACCGUGGAGCUGUUGGGGCAAUGCUGGUCUAUGACAUGACCAAACGUCAAUCAUUUGAUCACAUGGCUAAAUGGCUGGAAGAAUUAAGAGGGCAUGCUGACAAAAAUAUAGUGAUUAUGCUAAUUGGAAACAAAUGUGAUCUUGGAAGCCUAAGAGCAGUACCAACAGAAGACGCGCAGGAGUUUGCACAAAGAGAGAACUUGUUCUUCAUGGAAACCUCUGCUCUCGAGGCCACCAAUGUCGAAACCGCGUUUCUGACUAUUUUAACAGAGAUUUAUCGUAUAAUCAGCAAGAAAACACUAACUGCUGAUGAUGAUGACGCUGAUGGGAAUUCAAGUCUCUUAAAGGGGACUAGGAUCAUCAUUCCCAGCGAGCAGGAGACUGGGAAAAGAGGUGGAUGUUGCGGCAAAUCGUAACUCUAAAAGAAAAAGACAAUACAUGAUCGUGUUUUUUUUGGUUCUUGUUGCUUUUGUUUUGUUCAUUCUUAACCAUACUUUCUUGACACGAAACAAUAAGCAGAUAUUUACUACAGAAAAAGUAUGAGUGUGAAACCGAGAGCCCCCCAUUUUCUGCAUACCACGCAACAUUUUCAGAUAGUGAUUGUUUAUUUUUUGGAGAAACUGAGAGUAGUAGGUGAAUGAAUAUAUUUUGUUUCACGUACGUCCAUAAUAUUUUUCUAUGGCCGUAAGUACACUACCAAAGUCUAAUUAUCUACAAUAACAACAAGAACAUAUCUUCCUCUAGUUCUCAUUGUCUGUGUGGUUAUUAUGUUCACAAUUACAAUUAACAGCCUGACGUAUUUAUGUGUUAUUAGUUUAUAUAUUUUGAUUGAUUUAGAAAUUUAUAUAGUAUUUACAAAUCCAAGUAAAACAUACUGAUUUUAAAGUUUUAUCGGAUUAGUAUUUACAAAUCUGGAAGUUUUUCAUCGGAUUUGAGUUGUAUUUUUUAAUAAAGAAAACUAUACAAAUCCAUUAUAAAAUCAAAUCUAUUAAUAAAUCUAUAUGAUUGAAUAACACAUGAUUUAAAUUAGAAUUUAUAAAUCAUAAAACCAAUAACACUUGAUUUCAAUAUGAACUUUAAAAUCAUAGAACCAAUAUAGAUUUAGUUUAGAUUUUUAAAUCCAUUAAAAUACACAAACCAAUAAUCCCACGAAUCUGUUGCAGAGGUUAGCUAUAAGCAUAAUUAAUUUAAAAUAUUAUAAUCAACUUUAUAUCGAAUCAUAUGAUGUUUUAAAUUACUUAAUGGAAAUAUGGAAAAGAGUAUUGUUUCUAAAAUCUAUUGUGCCUGAUAUGAAUAUGCAGCUUGAUUAGUGUAUAUUCUACGAGAAGCGAAUUAUAGAACAGAACAAAUUAAUGAAAGGGUGAAUUUGUAAGAUGACCAUAAUAGAAAAAGAAUUAAGAAUAUAGUCAUCUUUUGGUAAUUGUGUCAAUUGAUUACAUAAGUGGACAUUUUUCUCUUUUACAGCGCGUGAGCAUGAACACAACACAGCGGAUAAGAAAGACUAUUCUAUUUAUGAUGUGUAUAUGGAAUAGAUAAACAAUGUUCACACAAAGGGUAGUGUAGUGGAGGGAGGGAGGGAGGGAGGGAGGGAGAGAGAGAGAGAGAGAGAGAGAGAGAGAGAGAGAGAGAGAGAGAGAGAGAGAGAGAGAGAGAGAGAGAGAGAGAGAGAGAGAGAGAGAGAGAGAGAGAGAGAGAGAGAGAUGAAUCUAUACUAUAUGUUUAUGAUAGUAUAGAAUUAAAACCGUGUUAAUGAAAUAUCUGAUAAAAUUUAUAAAAUAUAAAUUUGUUUUGAAAGUUUCAAAACAUUUUAUGUGAAGAAAAAAAUCUAUGUUUUUAAAAUGUAAAAUACAAAGUUUAAUAAGUAUUGUAGCAGAAGUUGAAAUCAAUUAAAAAUAGAAGAGAGAACAUAUUUGUAAGAAGAAAAAAAAAUGUUCAAGUAAAUGUGGUAAAGAGUAAUAUGGCAAUUAUUACACAAAUAUCAUAGUUUAAGAGUUGUUAUUUGUAGAAAAUUAAUUUUGUUGUUUGUUACGUAUAUGUGUGCCAAUUUCCCUUAAUGAAAUCACAUAAGAAACCAUCAAUUCCUAAAACAUUAUCAAAGAUAAUAAAAGAAGCAAAAUCAGACCAUUUAUCAAACAACUUUUGUUACCUGUACUGAGAAUUAAAAAAAAAAAAA
Brassica rapa (field mustard) is the source of this 2662-nucleotide messenger RNA. Its product is annotated as ras-related protein RABA4d. Gene Ontology annotation, molecular function: GTPase activity; GTP binding. The record is from RefSeq and is a predicted model, not a curated record. NCBI's taxonomy places the organism in Eukaryota, Viridiplantae, Streptophyta, Magnoliopsida, Brassicales, Brassicaceae.